AUGAAUUUUAGCGUUGUGACUGAACUGAAUUUCUGCUCUAAUGUCACAUGUGAAGAUCCUGAGUGGACCCCUUCGUCUGUACUUCUCUAUGCAUGUGUGGCAGUACUGAUCAGCCUGACUGUGUGCGGAAACCUGCUUGUGAUCAUCUCCAUCUCCCACUUCAAGCAGCUCCACACACCGACAAACUUCUUAAUUCUUUCUCUUGCUACAGCUGACAUGAUGGUUGGUGUUACUGUCAUGCCCAUACAUUUCAUAUCAAGCAGUUUAUGCUUGCAUGUGAGCAAGAUAUUUUGCUAUGUUUGCCUACUGUGUCCAUCACACUUUACCUUUUUAUCUAUUUACAAUGUCUCUUUUAUUUCUCUGGAUCGUUGGUAUGCCUUAUGCUACCCACUGCAAUAUUCGAUCAAAGUCACAUCCAAAUGUAUGUCCAUUGCCAUCUGCUUGAAGUGGUUAAUUUCAUUUUCGUACAACUUGACUUUUAUUUAUUUUAAUGGAACUGCCACUACAGACACACUAUGCUUUAGGGAUUGCAGUGCAGUGGCAGAAGGAGUUUGGUCUGUCAUAGACCUUUUCUUAGUGUUUGUCUUUCCGUGUUCUGUCAUAAUGGUUUCCUAUAUAAAGAUAUUUGCUAUUGCAAGAAAACAUGCAAAAAGCAUCCAGUGCUCAAGAGGGCAGCACAUCCCCAGGAAUAAGAAGCAUGGAGAGAGUGUUUCUAAAGCUUCAGAGAGGAAAGCAGCCACCACACUUGGGAUUCUUGUGAUUGUGUUUGUCACAUGUUUAUUACCCUAUUUCUUGUGUGUUGAACUGAGUCAUUUUAUUCCAUAUCCAAUCAUUGGUUAUGUGUUUGAUGGAAGUCUUACUGUGUUAUACCUUAACUCCACAAUUAAUCCAAUAAUAUAUGCUCUCUUCUACCCUUGGUUCAGAAUAUGUGCUAGAAUCAUCCUCAUGUUCAGGAUUUUCAAUCCUGACUCUUCUCUAAUCAAUGUGCUUACAAAAAGCAGAUAAUACU
This is a messenger RNA of Clupea harengus (Atlantic herring), 1009 nucleotides long. Its product is annotated as trace amine-associated receptor 13c-like. The transcript has a single exon. Lineage: Eukaryota; Metazoa; Chordata; Actinopteri; Clupeiformes; Clupeidae. The record is from RefSeq and is a predicted model, not a curated record. Bases 1 to 1005 code for a protein of 334 amino acids.